Molecule: messenger RNA, 1029 nt
Organism: Paralichthys olivaceus (Japanese flounder)
Lineage: Eukaryota; Metazoa; Chordata; Actinopteri; Pleuronectiformes; Paralichthyidae
Product: G-protein coupled receptor 183
Biological process (GO): G protein-coupled receptor signaling pathway
Cellular component (GO): membrane
Molecular function (GO): G protein-coupled receptor activity; oxysterol binding
Source: RefSeq, a predicted model, not a curated record
AUGGCUGCUGAUAACAUCACCCAGAUCUCUGCCUCUAACCCUCUGAACCGGAGCGGAUGCGACGUGUUUGUGUACCAGAAAGCAGCGGUGGUCCUUUUCCCCAUUUUCUACAUGGUGGUUUUCCUGAUCAGUGUGUGUGGCAACAGCCUGGUUCUCUAUGUGAUCUGCCAGAGGAAGCACAAGUUCAAUUCCACCUCCAUCUACCUGGUCAACCUCGCUCUCUCCGACACCCUCUUCACACUGGCCCUGCCGGGCAGAAUCACUUACUACAUCCGUCACUUUGACUGGCCCUUUGGGGACUUUCUCUGCAGACUGACCACGCUUCUCUUUUUUGCAAACACCUACGCAGGUAUUGGUUUCAUGACCUGCAUCAGCUUGGACAGAUAUCUGGCCAUGGUGCAUCCACACCAGCUGCAGUCUUUACGGAGCUCGAGGGUGGUCCGCAGGGUCUGCUGCCUGGUCUGGGCUCUGGUUUCUCUGCAGACAGCUCCCCUGCUGUUCCGCAGCAUGCUACGUGAGCACCAGGGUAGAAGAACCUGCAUGGAGUACUUCACCUUCGAGGGCUCCCCCUCCAUCCCUUAUCUCCUGCUCCUGGCCUGCGCCGUCUCCUUCUGCUGCCCGCUCGUCAUCAUCCUGGGCUGCUACGCCAAGAUCAACCUGAAGCUGCGAGCGGCGGCCAAGCAGAGCUCCGUGACCGGCCGAUCAACGAGGAACCAUAGGGCCAACACCAUCAUCCUCCUCAUCCUCCUCACCUUCAUCACGUGCUUCAGCCCGUACCACCUCAACGUCAUGCAGUUCAUGUUCAGAAAGAUCAACCACCAGCCAGCCUGUGAUGAACUGAGGGCCUUUAAGAUUUCCUUACAGAUGACGGUUUCACUGAUGAAUUUCAACUGCUGCUUGGAUCCAGUCAUCUACUUCUUUGCCAUCAAGACCUACAAGAAGCGGGUGAUGAGUCUCUUUAAGGACUAUCUAUAUACUUCUGCUGCCUCCACAAAAAUCACAACUGAGAACAGCAGCAGCAACACCUGA